This is a messenger RNA of Cygnus atratus (black swan), 13913 nucleotides long. Its product is annotated as deleted in malignant brain tumors 1 protein-like. Gene Ontology annotation, cellular component: membrane. The record is from RefSeq and is a predicted model, not a curated record. NCBI's taxonomy places the organism in Eukaryota, Metazoa, Chordata, Aves, Anseriformes, Anatidae. The transcript has 68 exons.
CAGAGGACCGAGGUGGAUUGCAAGGGCUCUGAAACCUCUUUGCUGUUUUGCCCGUAUAAUUACGUGUCCUCCGACUGCCAUCACGGGGCUGCUUCUGUCAUCUGCUCAGUCUCGUGACUAACAGGGCCUCCAAUGAAAGUGCCAGAUAGCCCCAGCUCGACUCCCACUUUGCCUCAACUUCAGAACUACAGGUGUUCCUCCCCACAUCUGUAUACUUGAAACAGAGAUAUGAUGAGACAUGGGACUGGAGUUUAGUAUGACAGGUUCAGCAGAGGCUCUCUCAGCCUUGCCUUCUAUGAGAGAUGCUCCACACCUUUAGUCAUCUGAAUAUCUCCUCUAGACUUGCUCUGGUAUGUCCACGUCUCUCAUGUACUGGGUAACCCAGAACUGGAACCAGAACCCCAGACCCAAGAUGUGCCUUGCUGCAAGAGGAAGGUUGGAGUAUACCAUCAGGAAUCACGAAUUAUGUCAGCUAUGUGGUUUGAUUGGUGUUUGUAUCAGAGCCAAAAUGGACAGAUAAGUAUAGCCUGGAUGAAGUGCAAUGAACAGAAUAUUAGACCAACAAAUAUCCUGUUUCUAGCUGUCCUGUAUUUCUUCUCAUCACAUGGGGAGAAACAGUAGAAGUGCAAUAUAGUGACUCCAGCUAACAAAUUAGCAGGACAGGCUGUUGUUCCCUAAGCAUUCUAAAAAUGCAUUAAGACUUCACACAGACCAAGUAAUCAAACCAGUUCAACACAACUUUUGUUUUUUCAUCAACCCAUAUUUCUUUCUCUUUUGAUAAACUUCAUGAUUCAAAGGAUUUUUUAUUGUCAAAUUCAGCUAAGGAGCAUAGUGGUAGAUUGAGGGAAGACAUUGCUAAACCAGAGCAAGCUCAACAGAGGUCCCUGGUUAGGCUUAGUUAAGGUAUUUAACAAAUAGCUGACAUUAAUUUAUUUUUGGUACCAGACUCAAUCACAUGUAUGAUGUGCUGUUUGUUGACAAGUAACAGAGAAGCAAGCGUGUAAUUUCAAGAGGAAACCAUCAGAAAUAUAAACAUUUAUGAGACCAGAAUUCUUUCUUGAAGGAUUCAUCAGAAAGCCUGGUAUGAAUUUGAUGCCUCACCUUGCAAUGCAUUACAGUCUGCUUAAUUAAGCCAUUAGCUACAAGCAGCAAAUAAAUAAAAUUGGUAUGGUAGGUGCAAAGAAACACAUGGGUUCACCAGUCUGGUUCCAAAGGUAAUGCUGGGCCUGCACACAAGUCAAAUAUAUAGUUAAGAUAAUUUGUAUUAGUGACGACAGCACAAAUUUUACAGGAAAUGGAAACUUUGUUCUUCAUAGGUUAUCUUUCUGUAAAGAUCAGGUAGUCAUAAAAAUAUUGGAUAAGAAAUCAGACAUAACUUGGACCAUGACUGUUAAACUACGUUUCAUAAUCACCUAUUGUUUGGACAGACUGGCCUUGGGAGCCUCACCCUUUCACAGGUGUAGAAGUAUAAAUUCUGAUGCUCUGCUUUAUUGGCACCUCUUGGCAAGAUGGGUACCAACAAGAUCUUGCUUUUCCUCCUAAGUACAGCACUUCUGGAUGCCACCACAGUUACAACUACCUCAAGAAGGUCUCUUACCUCAAAGAUAUCUACAGGGUGGGCUUUGACUCUUCCGUGGACAGCUUUUCCCACGUUUUCCUUGUCCCCUGCUUUCCCAGGUGUCUCUCUGAGCUUGGUGAAUGGCAGGAACCGUUGUGAGGGGCGCAUAGAGAUCUACCACUAUGGGAGCCGGGGCACGGUGUGUGACGACAGCUGGGACCUCAAUGAUGCCCAAGUCGUGUGCAGGCAGCUGGGAUGCGGCUAUGCUGUUUCUGCACUCGGAAAUGCCUAUUUUGGACAAGGCAGUGGCAGUAUUUACCUGGACGAUGUGCAGUGCACAGGGAGUGAGUCCUCCCUGUUUGAGUGCAGGAACUCUGGCUGGGGCUCCCACAACUGUGGGCACAGUGAAGACGCAGGUGUUGUCUGCUCAGCUGCAAUAAACACGACGAGCCCAAGUCCCACCACAACUCCAGCUUUUCCCACAUUUUCCUUGUCCCCUGCUUUCCCAGGUGUCUCUCUGAGCUUGGUGAAUGGCAGGAACCGUUGUGAGGGGCGCAUAGAGAUCAACCACUAUGGGAGCCGGGGCACGGUGUGUGACGACGGCUGGGACCUCAAUGAUGCCCAAGUCGUGUGCAGGCAGCUGGGAUGCGGCUAUGCUGUUUCUGCAUUCGGAAGUGCUUAUUUUGGACAAGGCAGUGGCAGUAUUUACCUGGACGAUGUGCAGUGCACAGGGAGUGAGUCCUCCCUGUUUGAGUGCAGAAGCUCUGGCUGGGGCUCCCACAACUGUGGGCACAGUGAAGACGCAGGUGUUGUCUGCUCAGCUGCAAUAACCACGACGAGCCCAAGUCCCACCACAACUCCAGCUUUUCCCAUGUUUUCCUUGUCCCCUGCUUUCCCAGGUGUCUCUCUGAGCUUGGUGAAUGGCAGGAACCGUUGUGAGGGGCGCAUAGAGAUCUACCGCAAUGGGAGCCGGGGCACGGUGUGUGACGACAGCUGGGACCUCAAUGAUGCCCAAGUCGUGUGCAGGCAGCUGGGAUGCGGCUAUGCUGUUUCUGCACUCGGAAAUGCCUAUUUUGGACAAGGCAGUGGCAGUAUUUACCUGGACGAUGUGCAGUGCACAGGGAGUGAGUCCUCCCUGUUUGAGUGCAGGAACUCUGGCUGGGGCGUCCACAACUGUGGGCACAGUGAAGACGCAGGUGUUGUCUGCUCAGCUGCAAUAAACACGACGAGCCCAAGUCCCACCACAACUCCAGGUCGGACGUACAGAACCACAGUUGGCUUCCAACCAACCGUUCCUCCAGGUGUCUCUCUGAGCUUGGUGAAUGGCAGGAACCGUUGUGAGGGGCGCAUAGAGAUCUACCACUAUGGGAGCCGGGGCACGGUGUGUGACGACAGCUGGGACCUCAAUGAUGCCCAAGUCGUGUGCAGGCAGCUGGGAUGCGGCUAUGCUGUUUCUGCACUCGGAAAUGCCUAUUUUGGACAAGGCAGUGGCAGUAUUUACCUGGACGAUGUGCAGUGCACAGGGAGUGAGUCCUCCCUGUUUGAGUGCAGGAACUCUGGCUGGGGCUCCCACAACUGUGGGCACAGUGAAGACGCAGGUGUUGUCUGCUCAGCUGCAAUAACCACGACGAGCCCAAGUCCCACCACAACUCCAGCUUUUCCCAUGUUUUCCUUGUCCCCUGCUUUCCCAGGUGUCUCUCUGAGCUUGGUGAAUGGCAGGAACCGUUGUGAGGGGCGCAUAGAGAUCAACCACUAUGGGAGCCGGGGCACGGUGUGUGACGACGGCUGGGACCUCAAUGAUGCCCAAGUCGUGUGCAGGCAGCUGGGAUGCGGCUAUGCUGUUUCUGCAUUCGGAAGUGCUUAUUUUGGACAAGGCAGUGGCAGUAUUUACCUGGACGAUGUGCAGUGCACAGGGAGUGAGUCCUCCCUGUUUGAGUGCAGAAGCUCUGGCUGGGGCUCCCACAACUGUGGGCACAGUGAAGACGCAGGUGUUGUCUGCUCAGGUAGUGUCUCUCUGAGCUUGGUGAAUGGCAGGAACCGUUGUGAGGGGCGCAUAGAGAUCUACCGCAAUGGGAGCCGGGGCACGGUGUGUGACGACAGCUGGGACCUCAAUGAUGCCCAAGUCGUGUGCAGGCAGCUGGGAUGCGGCUAUGCUGUUUCUGCACUCGGAAAUGCCUAUUUUGGACAAGGCAGUGGCAGUAUUUACCUGGACGAUGUGCAGUGCACAGGGAGUGAGUCCUCCCUGUUUGAGUGCAGGAACUCUGGCUGGGGCGUCCACAACUGUGGGCACAGUGAAGACGCAGGUGUUGUCUGCUCAGGUAGUGUUGGUUUUCCUCCAUCAAUCAUAGCACGUGCCUGUGUGCCAGCAGCUUUUCCCACGUUUUCCUUGUCCCCUGCUUUCCCAGGUGUCUCUCUGAGCUUGGUGAAUGGCAGGAACCGUUGUGAGGGGCGCAUAGAGAUCUACCACUAUGGGAGCCGGGGCACGGUGUGUGACGACAGCUGGGACCUCAAUGAUGCCCAAGUUGUGUGCAGGCAGCUGGAAUGCGGCUAUGCUGUUUCUGCACUCGGAAAUGCCUAUUUUGGACAAGGCAGUGGCAGUAUUUACCUGGACGACGUGCAGUGCACAGGGAAUGAGUCCUCCCUGUUUGAGUGCAGGAACUCUGGCUGGGGCUCCCACAACUGUGGGCACCAUGAAGACGCAGGUGUUGUCUGCUCAGGUGUCUCUCUGAGCUUGGUGAAUGGCAGGAACCGUUGUGAGGGGCGCAUAGAGAUCUACCACUAUGGGAGCCGGGGCACGGUGUGUGACGACAGCUGGGACCUCAAUGAUGCCCAAGUUGUGUGCAGGCAGCUGGAAUGCGGCUAUGCUGUUUCUGCACUCGGAAAUGCCUAUUUUGGACAAGGCAGUGGCAGUAUUUACCUGGACGACGUGCAGUGCACAGGGAAUGAGUCCUCCCUGUUUGAGUGCAGGAACUCUGGCUGGGGCUCCCACAACUGUGGGCACCAUGAAGACGCAGGUGUUGUCUGCUCAGCUGCAAUAACCACGACGAGCCCAAGUCCCACCACAACUCCAGGUGCCUGUGUGCCAGCAGCUUUUCCCAUGUUUUCCUUGUCCCCUGCUUUCCCAGGUGUCUCUCUGAGCUUGGUGAAUGGCGGGAACCGGUGUGAGGGGCGCAUAGAGAUCUACCACUAUGGGAGCCGGGGCACGGUGUGUGACGACAGCUGGGACCUCAAUGAUGCCCAAGUUGUGUGCAGGCAGCUGGAAUGCGGCUAUGCUGUUUCUGCACUCGGAAAUGCCUAUUUUGGACAAGGCAGUGGCAGUAUUUACCUGGACGAUGUGCAGUGCACAGGGAAUGAGUCCUCCCUGUUUGAGUGCAGGAACUCUGGUUGGGGCUCCCACAACUGUGGGCACCAUGAAGACGCAGGUGUUGUCUGCUCAGGAGCUAUAAAUUCCACGACGAGCCCAUAUCCCACCACAACUCCAGCUAGAAAAUAUUUUUGUGGUGGCUUAUUGUCAAGAUCCUCCGGAACAAUUCAGAGUCCUUUUUAUCCUUCAAAUUAUCCAGAUAAUGCAAAUUGUUUGUGGGAAAUACAAGUGAUGAAUAAUUUCCGCAUUAUGCUCACAUUUAGAAGCAUUCAGUUGCAAGGUGGAUGCCAGAAUGACUAUAUUGAGAUCUAUGAUGGGCCACCCAAUACUUCUCCUCUGCUUCGAAGAAUUUGUUCUGGGUAUAACGUUGCCUACACAUCAUCCUCAAACCUAAUGACCAUCAGAUUUCACAGCGACUCCAGAUAUUCAAGUAGCGGGUUUUAUGCUGAAUAUCACUCCUUUCCAGCAGAUCAGAAUACCACCCUUGUGUGCUUGCCAACAUACAUGCAUGCAGUUAUAGAGAGAAGCUAUCUCCAGUCACAGGGCUACUCAGCGUGGAGCACCAGCUUGUCUGAUUCUUCUUGUAGACCAACAGUUACAUCUACUCAGGUUAUAUUCAACAUUCCAUACAACAGCUGUGGUACACGUAGACAGGGCGACAAUGAAACGAUCACCUAUUCCAAUGUGAUAAAAGCGUCUGUUUCUGGUUCCAUCAUCAAGAGGCAAAAGGACCUUCAGUUGCACAUUAACUGCAAAAUGCUCCAGAACACCUGGGUGCAAGUAAUGUACAUUGCUGAUGACGUUGUUAAUGUCACUGAAACCCAAUACAGUAGAUACAAUGUGAACCUGACAUUCUACAAUUCCUCAUCGUUCCUGUGGCCAGUGCAUGACUUUCCUUACUAUGUUGACCUGAAUCAGAAUUUGUUCCUUCAAGCUUCUCUUUACAGCUCUGACACAAAUCUGGUGUUGUUCGUGGAUACAUGCGUGGCAUCACCUGAUCCUAAUAAUUUUACAACACUGAAAUAUGAAUUAAUCAGAAGUGGGUGUGUCAAAGAUCCUACCUACUCUUCUUACUAUUCACCAUACAGAAGUGUCAGUCGUUUUACCUUUAAUGCAUUUUCAUUUGUUGGACGAUACCCGUCAGUCUUCCUGCAGUGUGAGCUGGUGGUGUGCAGGCAAAAUGACUAUUCUUCCCGCUGCUAUCAGGGCUGUGUUAACAGGUUCAAGAGGAAUGCAGGAUCUUCGCAGGAAAAAAUGAGUGUUAUUGUUGGACCUAUUCAGCUUCAGGAGGCUCCCACUGAGAACAGAAAUGCUGGUAUUGGAACUGGUCUCCGACUGGUGAAUGGAAGGCACAGAUGCGAAGGUCGUGUUGAGCUUUAUUAUGAAGAACAGUGGGGGACUGUGUGUGAUGAUCUCUGGGACCUUUCCGAUGCCCAGGUUGUGUGCAGGCAGCUGGGAUGUGGCCGGGCCAUCUCAGCUCCAGGCAGUGCUUAUUUUGGCCAAGGCUCAGGCAGCAUCCUGCUGGACGAUCUGCGGUGCCAGGGAAAUGAGCCUGCCCUGUGGCAUUGUAAUCACAGCGGAUGGAGGAGACACAACUGCAACCACCACGAAGAUGCUGGUGUUGUCUGUUCAGGUGCCCACCUGCGUCUGGCUGACGGCCGGCACGGCUGCGAGGGCCGCGUGGAGGUGUGGGACGGGCGCAGCUGGGGGACGGUGUGCGACGACUUCUGGGACCUGGGUGAGGCGCAGGUGGUGUGUCGCCAGCUGGGCUGCGGCCCCGCCACGGCCGCCCCGGGCAGCGCUCGCUUCGGCACCGGCAGCGGCCACAUCCUCCUGGACAAUGUGUGGUGCCAUGGGAACGAGGCCUCCCUGCUGCUCUGCGGGCACAAUGGCUGGGGCGUGCACAACUGCGUCCACAGCGAGGAUGCCGGUGUCAUCUGUGAAGUAAAUUCUCUUCCACUUCUUUCUGCAGCACUUUGUUUUUGUGGUGGCUUACUUUCAAAUUCCUCUGGGAUGCUGCAGAGUCCGUACUACCCUGGAAAUUAUCCAAACAACGCUGACUGUGUGUGGGAAAUACAAGUAGAGAAUAAUUUCCGUGUUAUGCUCACAUUUAGAGAUAUUGCGUAAAACAGCAGAUGCCAGUAUGACUACAUUGAAGUCUAUGAUGGGCCUCCACACUCUUCUCCACUUCUUGGGAGAAUUUGUGCUGGUUCCUUCCUCACAUACACGUCGUCUUCAAACCUAAUGAGCAUUCACUUUCACAGCGAUUCUAGAUACACACUUAGAGGGUUCCAGGCCCACUACUCCUCCAUCCCAACAGAUCACAACAUUGCCCUUACGUGCUUGCCAGACUACAUGCAUGCGGUGGUUAGCAGGGACUAUCUCCAGUCACAAGGCUACUCUGCAGAGACGGUCACCCUGAACGACACUCGCUGUGAGCCAACAUUCACGCUGCACGAGGUGGUGUUCAACGUUCCCUACAACAGCUGUGGGACGAUACAAGAGGAAAGCAAUGAUACAAUCAACUAUUCCAACAUGAUCAAAGUUACCUCUUCUGAGUAUAUAAUCAAGAGGAAAAAGGAUCUUCACUUACACCUCAGUUGCAAGAUGUUACAAAACACGUGGAUACAAAUCAUGUAUGUUGCUGAGGAUAUUGCAGACAUGAAUGAAAAUCAGUUUGGAAGAUACUCUGUGAACAUCACAUUUUAUGAUUCCUCAUCAUUCCUGCGGCCAGUGCAUGACUCUCCAUACUACAUUGACCUGAACCAAAAUUUGUACCUUCAAGCUUAUCUUCACAGCUCUGACCCAAAUCUGAUGCUGUUUGUGGACACAUGUGUGGCAUCACCUGAUCCUCAUGAUUUUAACGCUCUAUCCUAUGAUAUAAUCAAGAAUGGAUGUGUAAGAGAUUCUUCCUAUGCCACAUACUACACUCCCAACAGCCACUUUGCUCGGUUCAAAUUUAAUGCUUUUGAGUUCAUUAACCACCACUCAUUAGUCUACCUGCGGUGCCAGCUGGUGGUGUGCAGGCUCGGGGACUACUCCUCCCGCUGCUACCAGGGCUGCAUGAGUAGGUUCAAGAGAGAUGCAAGCUCUGCCCAGGAAAAAGUGGAUGUUGUUGUCGGACCUCUGAAACUUCGAGAAGAGGGUGCUCAGAGCAGGAAUACCGAAUUCUCCCUGAGGCUGGUGAAUGGGCAGAACAGAUGUCAGGGCCGCGUUGAAGUAUUUUACAACGGAGUCUGGGGAACGAUUUGCGACGACUCCUGGGACAGAAGAGAUGCUGACGUGGUGUGCGGUCAGCUCGGGUGUGGCAGAGCCACUGUGGCCGUGGGAGAAGCCCAUUUUGGUGAAGGCACAGGAGAAAUCCUCCUGGAUGAAAUGCAGUGCCAAGGGAAUGAAGCUCUUCUCUGGCAGUGCUCCCACAACGGGUGGUUCGUCAAUGACUGUUUUCACCAGGAAGAUGCCGGUGUCAUCUGCGCAGCCUGGUGAUGUGGGAGCAUCCCUCAUCAAUAACUCUCUCAUUUUUGGCCUUCCAAAGAUUUGUCUCUGAGGCUCGUGAAUGGGAGGAACCGAUGUGAGGGCCGUGUUGAGGUCCGUUACCAGGGCAGCUGGGGCACCGUCUGUGAUGACUCCUGGGACCUGAAGGAUGCUCAGGUCGUCUGCAGCCAGCUGGCGUGUGGCAGGGCUCUUUCCGCCCCCGGUAACGCCAAUUUCAGUCAAGGCUCAGGACAGAUCCUUCUUGACGACGUGCAGUGCAAAGGGAACGAGGCUUACCUCUGGGAGUGCCCCAGCAGAGGGUGGUCGGUCCACAACUGCGUGCAUGUGGAAGAUGCCAGCGCCGUUUGCUCAGGUGCGUUGUAUGUAGCAGCUUUACCUCGCUGGGCAGACCCCAAGGUGAAUGUAGGCAUAAAAAAAACCCCACUAUUUCAAAAACCUCUGUCAGUGAGGUUGGUGAAUGGAUGGAACCAGUGUGAAGGGCGUGUUGAAAUACUUUACAGAGGAACCUGGGGGACCAUUUGUGAGGAUUCCUGGGAUAUAAAUGAUGCAGACGUUGUCUGUAACCAGCAGGCUUGUGGACAUGCUGUAUCAUCUUCAGGAAAUGUCACCUUUACUCGCGGCCCGAGAUAUAUUGUCAUGGAUGAUGUGCAGUGCAGAGGGCAUGAGAACUACCUGUGGCAGUGUUCUCACAGGGGGUGGUAUAGAAAGAAGUGUGACAGCCGGCGCGAUGCCAGCGUCAUUUGCUCAGGUACACACUCCAGAGCUACUCCGGGAUUAUAACUUAUCACCUUGGCAGUCUGCAUUCUUAUCUCCUCUCUCUUCUCUUUCACAGAAGUGUCCAUGAGGCUGAUAAAUGGUAGAAACAGAUGUGAAGGUCGUGUGGAAGUCUACUACAAAGGAAGCUGGGGGACGGUCUGUGAUGACUUCUGGGACCUAAAUGAUGCACAGGUCGUGUGCAGGCAGCUGGGAUGUGGAGAAGCUCUCUCCGCACUGGGAAAAGCCCACUUCACUCCAGGAUCGGGGGACAUUCUCCUGGAUGACGUGCAGUGUCUUGGAAGUGAAUCUUACCUGUGGGAAUGCUCUCAUAGAGGAUGGUCAACACAUAACUGCGGGCACAAAGAAGAUGCCGGUGUGCGUUGCUCAGCUUCUGCUCUGUCUUUGCUAGAAGCAUCUCUGCGGCUGGAGGAUGGUGGCAAUCGAUGUGAGGGGCGUGUUGAAAUUUUUUACAAAGGACAAUGGGGAACAGUCUGCGACGAUUUCUGGGAUAUCGAUGAUGCUCAGGUCAUUUGCAGACAGCUUGGGUGUGGGGAGCCCAUGUCUGCACCAGGAGCUGCCCAGUUUGGGGAAGGCUCUGGAGUCAUUUUCCUGGAUGAUGUACAGUGCAGAGGCAAUGAAUAUUACCUAUGGGAAUGCUCCCACAACGGUUGGUCAAGACAUAACUGUGGCCACAAUGAAGAUGCCAGCGUUGUCUGCUCAGAUCCGCCACAAUUGCGACUGGCGUCUGGUGGGGACCGAUGUGCCGGAAGGGUUGAAGUUUACCAUAAAGGCGAAUGGGGGACAGUCUGUGAUGAUUUCUUCGAUAUGAACAGUGCCAAUGUUGUAUGCAGACAACUUGGUUGUGGCCAAGCUGUUUCUGUCUACAGAUGGUCUUACUUUGGCCCUGGUGAAGGAAACAUCCUCCUGGAUGAUGUGCAGUGUACAGGAACUGAGUCUUACCUUUGGGACUGUCCGCAUGCUGGCUGGAACAAAAAUGACUGUGGGCACAAUGAGGAUGUCAGUGUCAUCUGUUCAGAUGCAGUACCCUCCACAACUGCACCACCAGCUUCCUCCUCUGCACCCAGCCCAGACGCAACAGCGACAGAGACACUGUCUGCUACAGUGACCUUGACAACCCUCGAGGAAGAUCCAUCUUCUGCACCUGCUGUUCUUGCAGAGGGAAAUACCACAUUGGCCCCUGAAAUCCCAACCACAGUUUCUGAAGGUUCCUCCUUUGCUUCCACUGCCAUUGCAGAAGAAAACAGGACAUCAGAAACCCUGACCACGCCAAAGGAAGCCUCCGAAAACACAACAGAAGCAUCAACGGCACCAACCCCACCUACAGUAGGCAGUGAUACCUCAGUUCCAGAAAUCCCUUCCACAGCUCCUGAAGCUUCCUCCUCUGCACCCAGCCCAGACGCAACAGGGACGGAGACACUGUCUGCUACGGUGACCUUGACAACCCUCGAGGAAGAUCCAUCUUCUGCACCUGCUGUUCUUGCAGAGGGAAAUACCACAUUGGCCCCUGAAAUCCCAACCACAGUUUCUGAAGCUUCAAUUGAUGAUUCUACCACAGAAUUGGAUGACUUGAUCACAUCUGCCCCAGUCACAGAGACUAGUGAGCCAGCCACAACUCCAGCAUUACACUGUACAACAAAUGAAGCAGAUGCUUCAGCUCAGUCCCUGCGACUCGCAGACGGCGACAGCAGGUGCUCGGGCCGCGUUGAGCUCUAUUACAACGGCAGCUGGGGCACGGUGUGCGACGACGGCUGGGACCUGGGGGAUGCCGAGGUCGUGUGCCAGCAGCUGGGCUGUGGAGAAGCUCUGCUGGCCGUAGCCGAGGCCCAGUUCGGGCAGGGCUCUGGGAACAUCCUCCUCGAUGAAGUGCAGUGCAGAGGGGGCGAAGGCAGCCUGUGGGAGUGCUCUCACAGGGGGAUAGCUGUACACAACUGUCAGCCGAAAGAAGAUGCUGGCGUCAUUUGCGCAGAGCCAGUUACUACCACAGUCCCAACAGAGCCCGUCCCAGCUGUCCCUGUGGAGCUUACCACACACGGAACAACAGCCCCAACUGAGACCACUGUGGCUGAAACACCAGUCCUGACCAAGUCCCCAGCAGCAGAAACACCAGCUCCUCCACAAUCAAGGCCAGCACCUAUAAGCCAAGUAACCCUUACCUGUCUGCCUAAUUACAUGCGGGCAAUCAUCAGGAGAUCCUACCUGAGCUCCCGAGGGUACCUUUCAGGGAGCGUCCACCUGCGAGACCCCAGGUGCAGGCCUGUGAUCACCAACUUCCACGUCACCUUCCGUAUACCGUACAACGGCUGUGGCACAAGGAGGCUGAUAACACGUGGAGCCAUCACUUAUUCCAACACAGUGGAAGGAUCCAUGUCUGGCAACCUCUACAGCAGAAAUAGGAACUCACUGCUGAACCUCGCCUGCAGAAUAUACGGCAAUCCUGGUUUCGAAACUGUACCCAGCAUUAUAGAGCCUCCGUACCAGCAAACUCCAUCUGGGCGAUUUGUUGUCAAGUUUGCCUUUUAUGAUUCACCAUCUUUUUCCAAUGUAGUGAGGGCUCCACCGUACUACAUUCUGCCAAACCGGGAUUUGUUCGUUCGUGCUACCCUCUACAGCGCAGAGCCAAAUCUGAUGCUGUUCACAGACACGUGUGUGGUCUCUCCAAAUCCUUAUGACUUUACAACUGUGGCAUCUGAUAUAAUAAGAAGGGGGUGUGUGAGAGACCCAACUUUUAGGAGCUACUAUUCACCAGACAGGAGGAUUGUCCAGUUCAAAUUCAGAGCCCCCAGCUUUAUCGGCAGAUACACAUCCGUUUACCUACAGUGCAAAAUGGCAGUGUGCAACAGAUACAAUUAUUCCUCUCGAUGCUACCAGGGCUGCAUAAGGAGAGACAAAAGAAGCACAAGCGACAGUGAUGAAGAUGUCAUUGUUGUGGUCUCCAGAUUACAGGGGUGUAAAUCUAAAGGAGGGCCAGCCUUGCAAGCUCUUUGUUGGUGCUCUUCUUCCACAGGUGCGCCUCGCUGCGGUACCUCGCUCACCGACCUCAACAAAUCUUUAAAGAUUGACCUAAAUUCGAAUGCAAACUGUGUCUGGCAAAUUCAGAGAAAUGAAAAUCAAACGAUUAGGCUCAUCUUCUCCUAUUUUAAAUUUGCUCCUUCUUCAAGCUGUGAAACAGAAAGUAUUAAUGUAUAUGAUGGUCCUUCCUCUAAUUCACCUCUUCUUGGACAAGUAUGUAACGACACUGAUGCAGUCCCAAUGUUUGAAUCAUCUUCAAACAGUUUAACUUUUCUCAUAAAAACAAACUCUGUGGCUUUCGCACGAAACUUCUUUGUCUUCUAUUACUUCUUUUCACCGGAAACAACACGUUGUGGGGGAAGCUUAACAGGUCCCAACGGGACACUUAUCAGUCCCAACUACCCAUCCUCUUACCCUCCAUUCACAUACUGCGUCUGGCACAUACAAACUGCAAAAAAAUCGAAGAUAAACUUACAGUUUAAGGAUUUGUUCCUGGAACUGGAUCAAAACUGCCAAUUUGACUUUCUGGCAGUCUAUGAUGGCCUCACCACUAACACUGGCUUAAUUGGAAAAGUAUGUGGCAUUUCUCGGCCCACCUUUCAAUCUUCUUCAAACGGCAUGACAGUUGUGUUGUCUACAGACUACGCCAACUCCUACAGAGGAUUUUCCGCUCAGUAUACCAGCAUUCUGCCAGAUCCCCCAGAGCCUGACACAUCGCUUACAUGCUCUUCAGACAGACUGGAAAUUGUUGUGAGCAAGGAUUACCUGGACUCCUUUGGCUACAAUGAAACUCACCUGCAGCUGAACGACCCAACCUGCAAGCCAGUUUCCACUGAUCCCGUGAUUUUCUCCUUCCCAUUAAGCAGCUGUGGAACAACUAAAAAGGAUGAAGGUCAUCGUAUCACUUACACCAACAUCAUAACUCUCUCUGAAACUGACAAGAUUAUCACGCGCAAGAAGAGCGUACAGAUCGUUGCAAAAUGCAUAAUGGAGAACAACUCAACUGUAGAAGUCAUUUACGUAACAGAAAAUAAUCUAAUCAAGAACACGACCUCUGUGGGAAGAUACAACGUUAGCAUGUCGUUCUACGAUUCAGAUUCAUUCUCCAGCCCAGUGCUUCAGUCCCCCUAUUACGUAGACUUGAACCAAACUCUUUUUGCUCAAGUCAGUCUUCAUUCCUCCGACCCAGAUCUUCUGGUGUUUGUCGAUACCUGCGUAGCAUCUCCACAACCUGAUUUUGGAUCAGUAACAUACGACUUAAUCAGAAGUGGCUGUAAUAAAGAUGACACUGUGGUAACCUACCCACCCAUUGAGCACUAUGGAAGAUUCAAAUUUAACGCCUUCAGGUUCCUGCGGAGCUUUUCAUCAGUUUAUCUCCAGUGUGACAUUUUGAUUUGUGACAGUACCACAAACUCUCGCUGUACUGAAGGCUGUAUCUCCAGGCAGAAAAGAGCUGCUUCUUCAUACACUUGGAAAGCCAAGGCUGUAGUGGGUCCUAUCCGCCUGAAGAGAGAUCUCAGGGCUGCUGAUCACUCAGAAACCCUCACUAAAACAGAUGCUGAAGAAACCUCAAACCUGCAACGAAAGAGUUUCUACAUUCUUUCAUUUGUGGCUUUGAUUUCAAAUGUUAUUAUUGUGGUAGCUACAAUACUAAAACAUUACAAACGCCAGCCAGCAUAUGGCUACCAGAAACUCCACAGUUCAUAUUAA